Molecule: messenger RNA, 2743 nt
Organism: Pararge aegeria (speckled wood butterfly)
Lineage: Eukaryota; Metazoa; Arthropoda; Insecta; Lepidoptera; Nymphalidae
Exons: 11
Coding region: 336-2657 (773 amino acids)
Cellular component (GO): membrane
Source: RefSeq, a predicted model, not a curated record
AUCUCCUCGCAACGGGCACGCGUGCAAAAAGUAACGCAAGCGCGCGUUCCGUACUCUACAUAGAGACAGUUUAAAAAAAAAAACACUUUUGAUAGCCGAACAGUGAAUGUUUUGAUAGAAAAUUUGCAAUUUAUUGAAAAGUGAAGUUAAUUAUUUCGAUAAGGCUUAUUUUCUAUUUGCGAAUGCGGUAGAUCCCCACGUAACACAUUUCCAUGCAUCAAGAACACCAACCAGUGAGACUAUAUGCGGGGGAUUGGAUAACUAAACAUUUUCCCACGUAGGACCGGCCUUCGUGUGGAUACAGAUUUUUAGACUGCGUUCGUACUACAAGCAAAAUGCAGUUCAUACGCGCCUUUUUCAAAAGGAUCACAGAUGAUCUGAAGCAAAAAAAGCUAAUACCUCUUAAAAUACUUUUUUUCGUUCACGCUUCUACUUUGUUCGUCUUGUACCCGUACCUGACAAUACACAUGCGUGAGCUGGGCAUCAAUGUGGAAGAGACGGCCAUCAUGUCAGCCGUAACUCCGGUCGUCUCUAUAGUGAUGCCCCCACUCGCCGGCAUGCUGGCUGACAAGAUAGGAAACUUCAGGUUACUCUUAGCGGUAUCCUCUGCACUUGGCGGGGCAUCAGCUCUGUUGCUGCUGGCUGUUCCAGUGGGACGCAUCACUGUAACCUUCCCCUCUGAUGUUGACCUGCUGGCAUCCUGUGAUAGUGGUGCACUACGUCUGCAACAAGUUCGGGAUUACCCUUGUAGCCCUCUUCAUCCUUUUGCGUAUGAUGUAAACCUAACAGUGUUAUCGUGUGGUUUUGUUUGCGAAUUGCCGCAUGAAGUUUCUUCGGAAGAAACAGAGGCUAUUGUCCAUGCAAAUUCCUACGACGUGCAUUUGAAAUCACAAACUGAGUCACAGCGCCUUGUGUACCGCAACACGGUUUCCUCAUUGUUAGCUCAGAAAGAAAGGCCGAUAAGAGACCACAGCACUUCGCGGAUCAUGACUAACGAUCCAUAUUUUAACUCCACCGCUACUAAAGUGGCUGGUAAUAGAAUAUUCUUUCCGUCACCCCAACUUUAUCGAAUAGAUUGUUCCCAUGACGGAAACAAUGCGACAUGUUUAUUUGGAAGAAAGAAUUACAUCAAUGACUCUAUCGAAGAGGUAAAAGAGAUGACGACUUUCCGCAUACGAAUCACUCACGACGCCCAGAAAAAUGCUGCGGAAGUGCGUAAUUAUUGGGUGAAUGCUAUAUCUCUUAGCAACGAAACUAAAUUAGAGGAGGAUUAUGAGGAAAUUGAUCCAAUAAUGUGCAAGAAUAGUUUUGAUGAGGAGCUCAAUGGCGACAUAGUAUGGGUUAAUGCUGCCUCAAAAACCUUGAACCAGUGUUCGGUAGCAUGCGCUGCCACUGCACCUAGAAAAAGCCUUUGCGACAAUCGGCAACAGCAGAUUGAAUUGGACCCAUCGUUUACCUUCUGGGCGUACUUGGCUGUUCGUGUGUUUAUCGGAAUUAUCGGAGGCACAGCGUUCGCAAUGUUCGAGGGAGCAGUGAUUGCAAUCGUGAGGGAUCAGAGGGCAGAUUAUGGCCUUCAGAGAGUCUACGGCAGUAUAGGCGGCAUGAUUUCAUCGCCGCUCUCCGGAUUACUUAUUGACUAUGCCAGUAGAGGGAAAGGCUAUACUGAUUUCAGACCGGCUUUUUACCUGUACGCAGUUCUGAAGGUGCUCUCCGGUGUUCUGAUGCUGAGUAUCGAUCUUGAAUUCAAACAGCCAGCACAAAAUCUCCUGGAGGAUGUUAUUACAGUAUUUCGGAAUGUUGAAAUUGUGGCGCUCUUCAUUGCUUGCUUCGUUAUGGGUACCGCGUGGGGUUACAUCGAGAGCUUCCUGUUUUGGUUGCUGCAGGACCUGGGCGCUUCCCGUUCCCUGAUGGGCAUCACCAUCACGGUUGGCGGCGUAGCUGGGUUGCCUCUUCUUGUGCUCUCGGGGCCCAUCAUUAAAAAGCUUGGGCAUGCCAACGUUCUGUUUAUAGGGUUCCUCUUUUAUGCUAUCAGACUUCUUGGUUACUCGCUGAUCUACAACCCAUGGCUGUGUCUGGUAUUCGAGGCGUUAGAGUCAGUGACGUCAUCGCUGUCGUUCACGGCUGCCGUCACGUACGCGGCUCGCCUUUCUUCCACCACCACUGACACCUCCGUACAAGGACUACUGGGAGGAAUUUAUUAUGGAGUUGGCAAAGGUUCCGGUAGUCUUAUCGGAGGUUAUUUGAUGAAAUUCUUCGGUACGAGACCUACGUAUCAACUUUUCGCAGCUGCGAUGUUUGUCACCGGUUGUAUCUACUACCUCUUUAACCAGUUUUAUAUCCGAAAGAGAACUAAACUCGAUAAUAGCGACAUCUGUAAAAAGAAGCCUUCGUUAGACAUCGAAAGUCGCGACACAAGCCACGAAGUUACGAAUAAGGAGUCCGAAAAAGCAAAUACCCCGCUAGAUGUCGCUAGUAAGAAUGAAGUUAUAAAGAAUUGUAACAAUGAAACAAUUGAAGACUCAAAUAAGCUGACAGGCCCGACGCUUUUAUUAGUCCCUGAAGCCACAGAUGGCAGUAGCGACUCUGGAUUCGAUAAUCCUGCGUAUAACGAAAAUGAUACCGAAAAUGGUGCGAGAAAGAUCGAGAAACCUAUAUAGUAUUUGAAAUCAUGUGAUAAUAUUGUUUUAAUUUAAGACUACGAUUAAAUAAGCUUGAGUUAUUUCUUAGGUCUUUGUAAAUUACU